Molecule: messenger RNA, 783 nt
Organism: Mercenaria mercenaria
Lineage: Eukaryota; Metazoa; Mollusca; Bivalvia; Venerida; Veneridae
Product: galectin-5-like
Exons: 5
Coding region: 1-567 (188 amino acids)
Molecular function (GO): carbohydrate binding
Source: RefSeq, a predicted model, not a curated record
AUGAGGAAGAUAUAUGAAAGAAAGGGAAAAAAAUGUCCAAACUAUAUGAGAGUUAUAGCCGCUCCUACGGAGGAAAACAUCGCAAAAAUGGCAAACAAAAACCAGCUUCCAACAACAUCUGGUGGACAGCAACUUGGCAGCACACCAAUAUAUAAUCCUACUGUCCCUUUCGUGUACAAAUUUUCAAAGGGUAUAGAAUCAGGAAAGAUAUUUUACAUCAGCGGAAUGCCUUCCAAAACUCCGAAACGAAUUACAAUCGAUUUUAAGAGUGGACAAGACAUAGCUUUUCAUUUUGACAUUAGAAUCUGUUACGGUGAUUUUCGGAAUGUAAUAGUUAGGAACACCAGGCUCAGCAAUGGAUGGGGCCGAGAAGAAAGUAGUCUGAAUGGACCAUUUCCUUUUAAAGAAGACGAAUUCUUCGACAUAAUGAUUCUGAUUGAAUCGGCAAGCUUUAAGGUAGCAGUAAACAAUCAACCUCUAUUAGAAUUCAUGCACCGUGUUCCGUUCCAUCGCAUCGACACGCUACACAUAACUGGUGAUGUUCGGCUCUGUCAGGUCAGACCUUAGAUAUCAAACGGCCACUGAGAACAGCAGAAUGAUCGAGAGAAACGAAGAAAAUAUCCGAUUAACAUUUGCAAACAUUUUUAUAUCUGUAUUUUUCGUGCGCUCAUAAUGAUAUACAUAUGUUCAUUCCAUUCCCAUUUUAUUAUUUAAUAAAAUUGGUAAAAUUUAAUUGAAACUAUUGUAAAGAUGCAUGGAACAUUAAAGUGAAUUUACAAUGCU